CAUCAAGCUCGAUCGUCUUCGCAUGUUAAUGUGCCCCGCACUCGACCAGACUUCCUUCAUCCAUCUCUCCCAGCUGAAGACCCUCACAUCUAUCGAAUUUGGUGUUCUUUCUGACAUCGCCUCCACUCCUGCUCUACCCUUUCCCGCAUUGGAAUCGCUCGUGAUCAGACUUGGCAGUUUCCCGGAAACGCUCUUCAUCAUGGGAAAACUCGCUCGUUUUCUGUCCGCCAUUCAUAUCGCUUCAAACGGCGUACCUUCCCUCGAGAUUGCGCGAGAGGCGUUUGGUACUAUCUUGAUACGCCCUGGCAGUCUGACACGCAGCACCUUGCAGACUGGUUUUGCCGACAUGCACCCUUCGCUCCUUCAAUCUUCUUCCAGGGGAAAAUUUUUCUCUCCGCUUCUGUCGUUCUCCACUCUACAAGUGCUUGAUUGGUCCUUUGCAGAACGGGUUGAAUUCACAGAUGCCGAAAUGGAGCAGCUGGCGCGCGCAUGGCCUCAGCUUGAGCGCCCUAGCAUCAUCUUCACGCCCGCGAUUACGAGCCAGUGGGAAUGCUGUCCAGUGUUCUUGCCUUCGCGUGACACUACCAUCAUCUGUGAUAUCUCGCAAUACCCCUGAGCGCCUCGAAAAUCGUGUAUAUACCCAUCAACAACCCCGCGGGCGGCCUUCGCCACAAAUGCUUGAAGACUCUCAAUAUAUCAUCGGCACUCGUCAACGAAGGAGGGCAAGUGGACCUAGCGAUUGUCUUCGGUCAAAUGCUUCUGCGGCUGCAGUCUGUGUCCCUGUAUGCGCAGGAUUCGGUGCUUCGCAGUGACGGCACCAGGAUUCAUGGCUGGGACCAACAUUAAUGCUGCGUUGCUGUCCCUGCAUGAGGCAAAGAGGGAAGGGGUGUUUACGUCGUGGGCUCAUGAGGGCGCUCGGAGGUUGGUUCUCGAAGCGUUUCAUAGACACCUAGGGACCAUGACUCAUGAGUCGCUGAAGUGCAUGAAGAGAGAUUUAUGAGGUUCGGGUCCAGGGAGGGGGAAGAAUUGUCGC
This is a messenger RNA of Coniophora puteana RWD-64-598 SS2, 1033 nucleotides long. RefSeq lists its product as uncharacterized. Lineage: Eukaryota; Fungi; Basidiomycota; Agaricomycetes; Boletales; Coniophoraceae. The record is from RefSeq and is a predicted model, not a curated record. The transcript has a single exon. The coding region runs from base 23 to 616 and encodes 197 amino acids.